Messenger RNA from Caenorhabditis briggsae, 588 nucleotides. The annotation marks the transcript as partial. NCBI's taxonomy places the organism in Eukaryota, Metazoa, Nematoda, Chromadorea, Rhabditida, Rhabditidae. The record is from RefSeq and is a predicted model, not a curated record. Gene Ontology annotation, biological process: sensory perception of chemical stimulus. The transcript has 2 exons. Gene Ontology annotation, cellular component: membrane.
UUCCAACUAUUCCACCCCAAUAUCAUUUCUCUUUACUCCAUUUUCAUGCUCCACUGGUUCGAGUUAACCAUCUCUCGAAUCCUUGUCUUCCCUUAUCAAGAGGGUAUAUAUCCUGUGAUUUCUACAGAUUCUGAGAAUUCUGUAAUUAUGUACACUUUUGAUGAUACCGUAAUCGAUUUUGGAAGUUUUGAGAAUCAUUUUUCAUUUCUUUUGGGUGCCGGAGUACGUGCCAGAUACAUGCUUUUAGUAUGCUUCGCUUUGCCAUGUGUAGCCGUUGAGAGAUGUUUUGCCACGUUGAUGGUUAGAACCUACGAAAAACACCCACGAGUCUACAUAUCAACCUUAUUAUUGGUUUUUUGUCACCUAAUUUCGAUUUUUCUGUCCUAUCAAACUAUUCAAUGGAAAUAUUCGUAUUUUCAAAUUAUCAUUACUUUCACAAUAGCUUUAUCAUCUACUAUCACCAUUUUUGCAUUUUUAUACAUCUACAAUUCUUCUGUCACCCGCCGACUGGAAUUACAGCACCGCAGAUAUGGCUAUCAUUUUGGAAAACGAUUUCAGGCCAAAGAAAAUUUAAAAUCUCUAAAAGUA